AUUAUUAUGGAUUGAACAUUUUAUGGUUUUAAUUAAGUUUGUAUUAAUAUAAUGUUCUAUUUAAGAUUAGCAUUUUUUGGACUAUAUUUCUUCUUUAUUGUGUGAUUAUUAUUAUUAUUAUUAUUAUUAUUAUUAUUAUUAUUAUUAUUAUUAAAUAGAUAGUACAUAUUUCAAUCAAUGAGUCUUUUUUGACUAAUUAUGGACUAAACUGACGUUUUGAAUCUUAAUUGAAGCUUCUAAAGAGGUCAGGUAUCUUUAAAAUGCAUGUGCAUAUGUAUUUAAAAUAUUUUUGAGUUUUUUUUUGUAUUUUUUAUAUUAAAACUAAUUCUCAAUUUAAGAUUGGGGUCUUUCGGAUUAUAGUUCUCCUUUUUGUGUGAUUAUUUUUAUAAAUAUUAAUAUAAUUCUGUAUAUCUAUUUAUAAGUUCAGUCCCCAAAAGCCAUGGCUUUGUUUGAAGCUGCUGUGUUCUGAUAUAUUUUAACAAAUCUGCUUUUAUUUUACAAUAUGUUUUUUAGUUUUAUUUAGUUGUAUUCUUUGUACUGAAAUUUAACACUUAUUUUUGUGUUCUUUUUUAUAUUAAUAAUUAUAUUUCUUAUUUACACACUUGUAUUGUGUGCCUGUUAUAAUGUUUUCUCUUAGUAUUACUGUUAUACAAAAUAGUACAGUCUAUAAUUGUACAAAUUUCAAUCGAGAGUGUAUUAUUUUAGGGUUUAUUAUGGACUGAAUUCACUUUUUAUGGCCUUUUUUGUAGCUAUUAAGGAUUAUUAUCUUAAAAAAUGCUAUUAUGUUACGGGUGAAAAAUAUUAUUCAUUUUAAAAAGUAUUAUUUUUUUUUUUUAGUAUUAAACUGUUUCUGCUUGCCUUAAUUAGUGUAAUAAAAUUAUAAUAUGAAAAUGGUUCAUCUCACAUAUUUGCAACAACCACCCCCUGCAAAAACUAAAACUGCAACAAAAUUUUAAAUAUGUUUCAAUGUUAUGUAAAACUAUUGUUUUUUAUGUGAUGGUUUAAAAGUAGUGGAACAAUACAUUUUAUUUUAUUUAUUUUUUUUAUGAAAAACAAGUGAAUUAUCCUGAUUGAACCAUUACCUCUUAGAGGUAGGGAACACCACUGCACUAAAUAUUGAUAGAAUAAUUAUGUAGUAAUGGAUUAAUAAUUAAAUAUUCACACUGUUUUUUGUUUUUUUUUAGGAUUUUUUUUUUGUUUUAGACAUCUUUUGGAUAAUUAAACAUGAAUUAAACAAAUUGACCCUGAAAAAGACAUUGCUGUUUCUGACAAAUAAACAUUUUAGGUAAAACAAAACAACUUUGAGUAUAAUUUUGAGUUAAGUUGAGUUAAAUUGAGUGGGCUGUUACUGUAGUUCUGGUUGUGUCUAUCGUGCACACAGUAAAGUAUUUUUGCAUGUCUUUCCUCUGUUUUUCCAGGUAUUAUUAGAUUGAUGUGGAUCAGUGGAUCAGUGCUGUACAGUGUUGUGAUCCGCUGCAUUAGACACAUCAGAUCUUCUUCUUCUUCUUCCUAAGGAUCAUCUUCUUUUCUCUGCUAUGUCGACGAGCUUCUUGCUGAUGGACUUUGUGAGCUUUAUGGAUUUAAUAAUGGAAUGAUAAUGUCUGUGGGUGUGGCCGUUGUGUAGUAGAGCGGAUUACCCUCAGGACCUUCAGGAUCUGCGGAUACGUUGGGCCGUCAGUAAUCAGAAUGCCGUCGGCUGUGCAGGAUCUGGAGGAAGUCUGCAGUGAACUGCAGGAGCUGACGAUCCGCAGACAGCAGCUCAGCGACCGGCUCAAUCUCUUAUCUAUGCUGAAGGAUUUCCGCAACAAUGCCGGCUUCCGCGAAGAAGGGGGCUCCAGACAUAACGAUGAGUGUGAGCAGAUAGAGGAGGAACUCGGGAGGCUUUCCGAGAGGAAGAGAGAACUGCAGGCACGGAAAGACUCAAUGGAACGCAGUGGAGUUCGGUUUGCAGGUCCUGCUUCUGUUUCUCCACCCUCAGAUGGAUCUGCCGCCCCUGCAGCCAAUGGAAUAUGUUUUGUGGAUAAACCCCCAUCUUUCCCAGCUCCUCAGGUGAUUCUGGAUUUAAGUAAACUGCCCCCCAAACCCUCUCAGACACUGUGCCCCCACUGUCAGCAGUACGUUACUACAGAGAUCUGCGCUGUGGUCGGAAACACCACCUGGAUGGUGUGUAUGAUGUGCACUUUUAUCUGUUGUAUAGCCGGCUGCUGUCUCAUCCCGUUCUGCAUCAGCUCCUUCAAAGACAUCGUGCACAAGUGUCCCAAGUGCCGCAGCCGGAUUCACACCUGCAAGAAGCUGUGAGAGACUGAGAGGAUGAAGAAGAAGAAGAAGACGACAACAUGCUCCUAGAGGAACUGUUAGAGGAACACUAGUGAGCUCUUGAUUUGCAGGCUUCUGAGUGCACUUCACUGCUGCUCACAAGCAUCUGCACACUUCAGAAAGACCUGGAUCUGCUGAGGAGAGAAGCUGCAGGACCUGAUAUGAAGGAUAUCAGAGCCUCAGUGAAGGGAAGCAGAGUCUGGAUUUACUGCUGCUUCCUGGAUUCAGUGGUGAGUUCUGAUAUCAAAAACUGCAUAAUCGUGGAAAAGACAUUUAACGUUCAUUUAAAAGUUGGUUUUAUCAUUUCUGAGAUCUUCUUUUACCUGGAAUACUAGACUUUCAGCCUUUUCCUAGACUUUUAAAGCUGAACUUUGGUGGCAAAACUAUCACUUUUGAAAGCAAUGUAUGCAUCACUUAAACAGCAGCUUAAGGGUUUUAUAUAUAUAUAUAUAUAUAUAUACAUACAUACAGGGUUUGGACAAUGAAACUGAAACACCUGGUUUUAGAGCACAAUAAUUUAUAGUGGUGAUGGACAGUUCUGGUGGAAACAGGAGAGUUGAGGUGCACAUUGAAUUCUGCGUGAUUUGAUCAGCCGUGGUUUUAUGUUUUUUUGGAUACAAUCCGGGUUAGCACCCGAACAUCCCUUUCAGACAGCUUCCUCUUACAGCGUCCACAGUUAAUCCUGUUGGAUGUGGUUGGUCCUUCUUGGUGGUAUGCUGACAUUACCCUGGAUACCGUGGCUCUUGAUGCAUCACAAAGACUUGCUGUCUUGGUCACAGAUGCUCCAGCAAGACGUGCACCAACAAUUUGUCCUCUUUUGAACUCUGGUAUGUCUCCCAUAAUGUUAUAGUGUGCAUUGCAAUAUUUAGAGCAGAACUGUGCUCUUACCCUGCUAAUUGAACCUUCACACUCUUACUGCUCUUACUGGUGCAAUAAUGUGCAAUUAAUGAAGAUUGAACACCAGGCUGCUCCAAUUUAGACAUGAAACCUCCCACACUAAAAUGGCGACACGUGUUUCAGUUUCAUCGUCCAACCCCUGUAUAUUACUGGGGGAGGAGAAUGAAAUCUCUGUAAUUCCCACUCCAGCUCCCUCUUCAACGCUGCUACUGCACUAUGAAACUUUGAUGAAGCUGCACGAGAUCUCUCUCUUUUAAGAAACUGUGUAAAAGCUAUUGCACAUCACCAAAUAACGAAGCGCUGAAGUAAGAGCAACAUAAUGGAUGAUUUUUGUUUUUUUAUAUGCAAGACUUUAAAGUGGGGAGCAAGCUGACAUCAUUUUUAAUGGAGACUAGAACUUUUCCUCAUCCACACUGGAUUUUUUUGAGAGCAAACUUCAGAAGACACCAGUAAGCUGUACAGAUUAAAUAAAAAAAUGAAAUAAAGUAAAUACUACUAAAUAAACAAAUAACACAAAUAAAGUA
This is a messenger RNA of Astyanax mexicanus (Mexican tetra), 3737 nucleotides long. Its product is annotated as cell death-inducing p53-target protein 1-like. NCBI's taxonomy places the organism in Eukaryota, Metazoa, Chordata, Actinopteri, Characiformes, Acestrorhamphidae. The record is from RefSeq and is a predicted model, not a curated record. The transcript is spliced from 5 exons. Gene Ontology annotation, molecular function: zinc ion binding. The coding region runs from base 1687 to 2298 and encodes 203 amino acids.